This is a messenger RNA of Drosophila subobscura, 5374 nucleotides long. Its product is annotated as transcriptional regulator ATRX homolog. The record is from RefSeq and is a predicted model, not a curated record. Lineage: Eukaryota; Metazoa; Arthropoda; Insecta; Diptera; Drosophilidae. Gene Ontology annotation, molecular function: ATP binding; ATP-dependent chromatin remodeler activity; ATP hydrolysis activity. Gene Ontology annotation, cellular component: nucleus. The transcript is spliced from 4 exons. Bases 93 to 4763 code for a protein of 1556 amino acids.
GGCACAAACGUCCCACAGACGCCACAAAAAGAGGCACAGAAGACUGCUCUCGAAUAGCAAAAAAAAAAUGGAAAGAGAAGAGACAAAAAAAAAUGCAAGAAGAAGAACAGAGAGAAGAUCUAUUGAACAUAGUGGCGGCACGAACCCUCCGGUUAUCUAUGGGAAAGAAAAAGACCAACGAUUGUGAGACAAAUGCCGGAACAGCGCUGACAGAAUCAAAACAGCAAGCAGCACUCAAAGUGGACACCACCUCCGACUGUAAAAGCAACCAAAUCAAAGGAAAAUCAACAAAAAAUCAAUCUGACAAUGAUGUUGAGUCGGCGGAGUCCACAGCCACCAAGGAAGCCAUCAGCAACAGCGACAAAGAGUCCACAAAUGAUUCUGCCAGUGGAACAGUAGUCGAAGAAUCUGCAAAAGUUGAGGCCACCGAAGUGGAAAAGAAAGCCUGUAAAAUUCGCAUUGUGCCUCUAGAGAAACUCUUGGCCCAGCAACCGAAAGAGCAACCAAAAGCCUUGCCACAGCGCAAGUCUCGCAAUAACACUUCGAUCAUUGAAUUGAGCGACAGCGACGAGACCGACGACGGCGAAUCGAUCGUUGUACAGAAUCCUUUGCGCAGGAAAGCAAAGGCGAACGCCAGUGCCACCAUCACUGUCUUGUCCUCCUCCGAGGAGGAUAGCAGGCCCUUUGAGCCAUCGAAGACGGUCGAGGCCAAGAAGCGGCCAAAAAGGAAUAUCCUCAGUCUGUUCAACUCAUCCGCCGAGGAGAGCGACAGCAAGCACUUGCAGGUCAGCGUGAACGGAAAAGGGAAGAGACCACGCAUCGCUUCGUCCUCUGAAGAGAGUGACAGUCGGUCAGCAGGUACACGCACAAAGAAAUUUCUCUCUCUGCGGAAGAGAAAGCGAUCUUCCCACGAAGCCGGCAGCCUCAGUCAGCUCCUAAAGGCGGCCAUCAACGGCACGGAGGAGCAAAGGUCUCCGAAGAAGUCUAAAAGAACUGAAGAGCGCCUGCGCCAUCAGGUUGCCAGCGAUUCUUCCCAGAUUAGCAACUCCGAAGACAGCGACGGCACAAAGAAGGAGAAUAGUCGCAGAAAAAUAGCAACAAGGCAAAGGUCACCCAAGAAUCGAGGGCUGGAGAGCGACUUAUCUGAGGAUAGCAACGCCACAGGGAAGGAGAAGACUAGCAAGAAAAUUGCUAGUGAGUGUUCCACUUCCUUAGAGGAAAGCCUGCCACGGCUGACCCGCAGGAAGGCCAUCAACAGCAGCGACAAGAAGAUCAGGCAAGGCAGUCCCACGCGGCUUUCCAAGGAGAAGCAGCCAAGGACAGUGGCUGCCCAGCAGCAGCAGCAGCAUCGACUGAAAAGUUGUUUGGUGCGCUUGAAGCGGAUUAAAGGGUCAGAGCCACAGAAGGGCCCAAAGCCAAAGCAUCAGGCAAAGCCAAAGCCACAGGCAGAACCAGAGCCAGAGCCACAGUCAGAGUCAGAACCGGAGCCAGUGCCAGAGCGAGAGCGAGAGCCGACGCCGCAGGCAGAGCCAGGAGCAGAACCAAGCGGAACUUUAAAGCAACGCAAGCACAAAAUGAGCACAGAUUCGGAGGAGGCUGCCACAACCUCGGGCACGGCAGCAGCCAAGCGGCAGCGUCGCAGCGCCAAGAAGAGUGCGGAGAGUGAGCCGGAUUCCGACUACGAGGCAGCUGAGGCGCCCGAGCAGGCCGAUUCCGAUGCGCAGGAGGAGGAAGAGGAGGAGGAGUACCAGGUAAAAUCCGAAGAAGAUGAAGAGGCGGAAGAGGAGGCUGCACAGACGAGCGGCAGCGAGGUGAUACCACAGCGCAAGCGACGCGGUGGCGUCAAGAAGCGUGACACCGACUCCGACAAGGGUUCCUCCGACUUCGAGCCGCACGAAAAGUCCAAAAAGAAGCGCAAACGCAUCAAAAAGAACUCGAGCGGCGACAGCGAUGCGGAUGGCGAUGAGGAGAAGCAGAAGAACAAGCGCAAGACCAUUCGGAAGAUCAUAAAGAGCAAGGAUCUGGACAUGACCACCAAGGAGGCGGCCAAAGAGGAGGAUGAUCGCCGCCGUCGCAUCGAGGAGCGCCAGCGGGUGUACAAUCGCAUCUUUGACAAAUCGGAGAGCGUCGAAAUCUCCGAGUUGGUGCUGGACUUCGAUGAGGACUCCAAGAAGGCGCUGCUGCAGGUGGACAAGGGUCUGCUGAAGAAGCUCAAACCCCAUCAAGUGGAGGGCGUUAAGUUCAUGUGGGAUGCCUGCUUCGAGACGCUCAAGGAUAGCGAAGAGAAGCCCGGCUCCGGCUGCAUUCUGGCCCACUGCAUGGGCCUGGGCAAGACCCUGCAGGUGGUGACACUCAGCCACACGCUCCUCAUGAACACCAGGCGCACAAACGUGGAGCGCGUCCUCGUGAUUACGCCCCUCAGCACGGUGAACAAUUGGGCGCGUGAGUUCCUCUAUUGGAUGAAGUUUGCCAAUCGCAAGGACAUCGAAGUGUACGACAUCUCCCGCUACAAGGACAAGCCCACGCGCAUCUUCAAGCUCACCGAAUGGUUCAACGAGGGCGGAGUGUGCAUCCUGGGCUACGACAUGUACCGCAUCUUGGCCAACGAAAAGGCCAGAGGAUUGCGCAAGAAGCAGCGCGAACAGCUGCAACAGGCCCUGGUCGAACCCGGCCCCGAUCUGGUCGUCUGCGAUGAGGGGCAUUUGCUGAAGAACGAGAAGACGUCGAUCAGCAAGGCGGUGACAAGGAUGCGCACCAAACGGAGGAUUGUCCUCACAGGAACUCCGCUGCAAAAUAAUCUCAGAGAAUAUUACUGCAUGAUUCAGUUUGUGAAGCCAAGUCUGCUUGGCACCUACAAGGAGUACAUGAAUCGCUUUGUGAAUCCCAUCAGCAAUGGCCAGUACACGGACUCCACGGAGCGCGAUCUCCGCCUGAUGAAGCAUCGCUCCCACAUACUGCACAAGCUGCUGGAGGGCUGCAUCCAGCGCAGAGAUUACUCCGUUCUGGCGCCGUACUUGCCACCGAAGCACGAGUAUGUGAUCUAUACGACGCUGUCGGAGCUGCAGCAGACACUGUAUGGCUACUACAUGACCACAUAUCGGGAGCAGAACAGCUCCGAUAUCUGCGGCAAGGGUGCGCGCUUGUUUCAGGACUUCCAGGAUCUGCGGCGCAUCUGGACGCAUCCGAUGAAUCUGCGCGUGAACAGCGACAAUGUAAUUGCCAAGCGGCUGCUCAGCAACGAUGAUUCCGACAUUGAGGGCUUCAUUUGCGACGAAACCGAAGAGGAGGAAGCCGCCACCAAUUCCUCCGACAGCUGCGAGUCCUUCAAGUCGGACGCCAGCAUGGCGGGUGCGCGAAAGACCACCAAAAAGCACAAGACCCGCAAUAGAGCGGCUGCCGAUUCGGAUUCCGAUUUUGAGAUGCUGCCGUCGGGACCGCUGGCCCAGAAGGACGAUCCCUCCGAGUGGUGGAAGCCAUUUGUGGAGGAGCGCGAGCUAAACAAUGUCAAUCAUUCCCCCAAGCUGCUUAUUCUGCUGCGCCUGCUGCAGCAGUGCGAAGCCAUUGGCGACAAAUUGUUGGUCUUUUCGCAGUCACUGCAAUCGCUGGACGUCAUCGAGCACUUCCUGUCGCUGGUGGAUAGCAACACAAAGAACUAUGAAUUUGAGGGGGACGUUGGCGACUUCAAGGGCUGCUGGACCAACGGCAAGGACUACUUCCGACUCGAUGGCUCCUGCAGCGUCGAGCAGCGCGAGGCCAUGUGCAAGACAUUCAACAAUGUCACCAAUCUCCGCGCUCGCCUUUUCCUCAUUUCCACGCGUGCCGGCGGCCUGGGCAUCAAUCUGGUGGCCGCCAAUCGUGUGGUAAUCUUCGAUGUCUCCUGGAAUCCCUCGCACGACACGCAGAGCAUCUUCCGGGUGUAUCGUUUCGGGCAGGAGAAGCCCUGCUACAUCUACCGCCUCAUCGCCAUGGGCACCAUGGAGCAGAAGGUGUACGAGCGGCAGGUGGCCAAGCAGGCCACCGCCAAGCGUGUGAUCGACGAGCAGCAGAUCUCCCGGCACUACAAUCAAACGGACCUCACGGAGCUCUAUUCCUACGAACUGAAGCCAACGGCAGAGCGCGAGAUGCCGCUGCUGCCCAAGGAUCGUCUGUUUGCCGAGCUGCUGACCGAGCACGACAAACUGAUAUUCAAAUACCACGAACACGACUCCCUGCUGGAGCAGGAGGAGCACGAAAAUCUCACAGAGGAGGAGCGCAAGUCCGCGUGGGCCGAAUACGAGGCAGAGAAAACGCGCACCGUGCAGGCCUCGCAGUACAUGAGCUACGACCGCAAUGCCUUUGGCAAUCAGGUGAUGGGCCAAUUUGGCAACGCCUCCGGCAGCGUCACCUCCAGCAAGAUCUUCGGCUUCCGCACGGACAUUCUGCUGCAGCUGCUCAAUAUGAAAAUAUGCAAAGAUCAUCCCGAGUUGACGCAGAACCAGGUCAUCCAGUUGGUGCCCACCUAUCUGCAGCAGCUGUACAACGAGAUGAACAAUGGGGAUCCCACCAUGUACAAGGAUCUGUUGAAUCUGCACGGGAAUAUCAUACACCCAAGCGGCAUGUAUAUGAAUCCAUUGCUCUAUGCCAACCAGCAUCCCUCGGCGGCUGGCUACAACCAGGGUACAGGCGGCAUCGCGGCGGCUCCAGGUGCGGCAGGUGCUGCUGCAGCGCCAGUUGUGCCCGCAGCACCAGGUUUCGAGCCGGAUAAGGUAUACGAAAUUGAUUAGAAUGCCCCCCCCCCCCACACACACACAAACACAAACACAAUUUGGACAGAGAAGGAAGCAGCUUCCUAGUGUAUUCUUGUAUCUAAUUUAUUGCCAGACUACAGUUGAAUCUUUGUAUUAGAUUAGAUCCAUUUGUGUCAAUCAUUUGUUAGGGUGGGGGAAACACACACAAACUGGAGGCCAUCGCUCUGGCUCUGGCUCCGGUUCUGACUCUGACUGUGGCUCAGCCUCUGGCAUUGGACCCUCCUGUGGCUCUGACCCUUUAAUCCGCUUCAAGCUGUUGCUAAUCUGGGAAGAAUCCGCUGACAACCUGAUGGCGCAGACUUCGGAAGAUCGGUUUCUCUUCCGCAGAGUCAGAGACAGUCUAGUUAAGGGUUCUAAACUGUCGUAAAGAUUCAGCUGUAGUCUUUCAUUUUAUUAGUUAUAAUGGCGUUUUUCAGUUAUAGUUUAAAUAUAAAGAAACACCACAAAAGUAACUAUUUUAGAUCGCAUAGCUAUUAUGAUUAUAAUAUGAAUGGAUAGGACCCACUCUCCUCACCCCUCACACAAGAACAUUAUUUAAACACGCAACAAAAGAUAAACAAUAAAUGGCACAGAUAUGAUACAUAUAA